AUGUCUUCUCGUUCCGCCACCCCUGCAUUGACUCCCUCGCUCGUCAACCGCCGCCUCGCCUCCUUGCUCGUGGUCCUUGAGGCUCCGCCGACUGCCGAUGCCGCGCUCGACAUGGUCGAAGAGUGGGCGCAGGAUUUGUCGCUGCUCGUCCUCGCCUAUCGCAAGGCCUUGGGCGCCAUCCGCGACGAGGAGAUGGAGUUGCGCGUCGCUGCUGCCGUCAAGCAGCUUGCCAAGCAGGCAUCGGAAUUGUGGGUCGAGUGGGCGCGCGGGGACUGGCCAGAGCUCGUGACCGCCAUCGACAUCGAGGUCCAACGACGCGCUGAAGAGCAGAAGCAUCUCGCCGAGGAGGAAGCACGACGCGUCGAAGAGGCUGCAAAGCGUGAUGAAGAGGAACAGCGCCUCGAAGACAAACAUCGCGCGCAAGAGGCCGCCGAUGAAGAGAUGGCAAGGAUCGCGGCCGCUGAAGGACUUCUCGACAAGGGGAAAGGGCGCGCAAGGGUCGAUGACGAGGUCACCGAGUUGUCGGACGACCCCUCGGUCAAGACUCCUCGGACGCUCGAACGUCCUUUCACGAUGACGGAGGUCGACAUGGCCGCCGUUGCGCUUGAGAAGCGCCAGUCGGGACAGAAGUGUGAUCGUUGCGCCGGCUACCGCUCGACCCCGGUGGAGUGCGUGUGGGUCGAGAAUGCCACAACUUGUGAGAGGUGUGCGCAGUUCCAACAGGGCUGCUAUUUCGACAAAGUGUCUGUCCUGGGCAAGACAAAGAAGACGCGCGGCGGGAGAUCUACCACAAAGAAGUGCAUUCGGCCGACCUCUCCUGGGCCUUCGGUCGCAGAUGCAAGUGGUUCGAAAAAGCGUCGAGUCGACGAGCCCCCGCGCCCCCUUCUACAACUGCCUCUCGAUGGGGCCAGCCGCCUUGGGCUCGAACAGGACGACCUCAAUGCGCUCGACCUGGACGACGAAUCUCGGGGAAUCAUUCGCAUCAUCCGCGAGGAGCGCGCUCACAUCGCUCGCCGUCGAGCGCUCCUACACGACAUGGACCUCGACCUCCAGAAGAUGGAGAAGGCCGCGCUUGCAAAGGGAGGAAUCGAUUUUGUGUGCGGGGCUGUCGACGAUGAGUAG
This is a messenger RNA of Postia placenta MAD-698-R-SB12, 1122 nucleotides long. RefSeq lists its product as hypothetical. Lineage: Eukaryota; Fungi; Basidiomycota; Agaricomycetes; Polyporales; Adustoporiaceae. The coding region runs from base 1 to 1122 and encodes 373 amino acids. The record is from RefSeq and is a predicted model, not a curated record. The transcript has 6 exons.